ACGAGAAGAAAGACCGAUAUGACCGUCGGGCAGAUGCACUACGAGAGCGGUUGCAAAACCAACCUCGUUCCUCGGCACAGUCAAGCCGCAGGAAGCCAGAGAAGCUAAGCGGCAUUCCCACCUUCAAGGGAGUGGUUGCCGAUCUGGCUAGCUUUCUGACCUUGGUUGAAGUCAAGUUCGAGUACUUUUCCGAUUGCUGUCUGACGGACAUGGAUAAGAUCAACUUGGUCAUACCUCUUCUCGAAGACCAAGCCCGCAACUGGUACCUUGGGAUACAUGCUCACAUUAACCGCGAAGCGGCAAGACGAGCGGGUAUGCCGUUCAACAAGAAUGGUCCGCUACGGACUUGGAAAGGUUUCCGUGAACGGUUGGAGCAGAGUCACGGAGGUGACAACGUGAAUCGGGAUAAGAAUCUUCUCGCGUGGAAUAGCUUGGUGAUGACCCCACACCAGAGCGCUCCCUACCUGGAUAAGAUUAUCGAUCUGAUGUACAAGCUGAACUACACAGACCACCAACAGGUUAAGGAUAAAGUGAGGGCUGGAAUAUCGUCUGAGCUUCGGAAAUCGUGGGCGUUGAUGACACCACACCCCGAAACCCUCGAUGACUACCUAGACUUGCUUCGGAAAGUUGGUCAUAACCGCGAAGAUGACAAGCGCUUUGGACAUCUUAACGAGGAUAAACCCACGAAGCCACGAGAAAGACGAGAGAAGGAGACUUCUAAACCUUCGGGAAGGUUUAAGAAGAAAGAGAAAGGUUCGGGUUGGAAGGACAACAAAACGCGGAAGACCGCUAAUGUUGGCGCCGGUAAGCAGGCAGGGACGUCUGAGUAUGCUAUUGCUCAUCGAGACAUCCCUCAGACCCUGACUGAGAAACGACGCAACAAUAAGCAAUGCACUAAGUGUGGGAGAGAAGGACACUUCUGGAGACAGUGUUCGGUUACCUCCCGUGUCGUACAUGCUGUGAGGAAUACCGCGGGAGUGAAACGGUCACGACCAAAAGCGGAAUCCUCUACUAGUGGCAACAAGCGACUUAAACGUAUUGAAGCGUCUCGACCGCCGCCAUCUGGCCCCAAACUUUUGGAAGCCCGCAAACCCUCACCUACUAUUAUGGAGGUUGACACGGGUGAUGAACUAGGUAAGAACCUAAUCCUCUGACGAAAUGACUUUGACUAACUUUCUAGAUCUAUGAAGAUCUUAAGGAAGUAAAUGGUCACUCAAGAAGGACGGAUUUAAGGUAAGAACCUAUCCGCGAUGACUAGCUCUUCAGUAUUAACGAGGUCUUUGACAUAGGAAUGUCGGAAGACUACUUCGUUAGGUAGAUGUUGUGGUCACGCGCGGUGAUAGGUUUUGUCUUUUCGUUCUUGGGAUUUAGUUAUUUCAUAAGGGUAUUUUAUGUUAAAUUCAUGUUGGACAACUUCGGGGAAA
Molecule: messenger RNA, 1424 nt
Organism: Tuber aestivum (summer truffle)
Lineage: Eukaryota; Fungi; Ascomycota; Pezizomycetes; Pezizales; Tuberaceae
Source: the annotation of a GenBank genome assembly